AUUCGUCGCGCGAACCUCCGCGCAUGCGUCCGUACGCGAGUGACUUUUAUCAGUGACAGUUGAUCUACAAAAUGACCGCCAAAAUUUACAUUUUAUUUCUGGUGCUGGCCACGGGGAUGGCAGCGAGACACCGACCUCGUCUGCAACAGCCCAUCGAUGCUUACGAGUAUGAACCGGAGGCGCAGGACAGAGCUGACUCGAGAGUUGUGUUAGUAUCACCGGAGGCAUACGAGUCCCUGUACCAGGCACAAGACAGAAAUGACGAAGAAUACGAGACGAGACCAGUUCAAAGACCGCAGCCACGCGCUAAGCAGUCCCAGACUCACGAGGGACCAAAACAGCCGCCUGUACAGACUAUCAGAAACUACAAUAAGGUAAAUGAUGACGGUAGCUUCACUUUCGGCUACGAGGCGGCUGAUGGUUCAUUCAAAGAAGAAACCCGAGGAACAGACUGCGUGGUUCGCGGCAAGUACGGCUACGUAGACCCUGAUGGCAACAAGAGGGAGUUCACCUAUGUGUCGGGUAACCCAUGCGACCCCAACAAACCAGAUGAAGACGAACAGGAAGUUAACGCUCCAGAGUCAGCGGAGAGAGACGACGGAGUCCCAAACUACCCGACAAGAACUGCACAGAGACCGACAACUACUCGACCAACGACUACGUACUUCCAAAACGACUUCCGUGACGCUGACGAAGAUGAGGCUGAAGAGGAACCUUUACAGCAUAUCAGACAGCGUGUCGUUCAACGUCCACAGCCAGUUAGACCUGUACUUCGGCCAGCAUAUCCAGCUCAGCAAGUGUCCAUCACUCCCCGCCCACUCCAAGCUACAACACCAAGAAUCUUACCACCUGCAACGACAUACAGACCUCAACUCGUGCAAGUGACAGCUAAACCUCAAAUACAAUACAGUCCCGAGCCAAACUACGCUCCAUCGCCAACACCUGCAGUCCUAACAUCUUCACGACCGGGGCAAAUUGACUUUGCAGCUGAAUUCGCAAAGUUCAACAGAGAAAACCAACAAUUGCAACAACAAUCUACGACGCCGUCUGGGUUAGGGAACCCGAAAUCUACAAUUUCCGCUAGUCCAGCUCCUAGUGGUAAUCCUUUGUAUUCUACCGAAUUGGUCUACGAUCCUUCCAGCGGACAAUACAACACCCAACUGUUCCAAGCUUUACCGCAGACAAAGGGUGAAUUGAACCUUAACCAGAGACUACAACCUUAUGUAGCUCAACAGCAACAACAACCCCAAAGGCCAUUUAUCCCAUCUCCUCAAAUCCCUUCAGGUGCUUCUGUGCCUAACACUCUUUACAGGCACCAACUGCAGCAAACGAAUCCACAAGAACUUUAUCAAAGGCAGCAGGCUGAGAGUCAGUUCCAAAGCUCUGCCCAAUUGUUCGCUCAGCAACAACAGCUUCAGCAAAGUCAGUUACAGAGAGACAGAGCUGCAGCAAGGGCCCAGGCGCAAAGAUUAACUCAGCCACAAGCUGUGAGAGCGCAAGCAGCACCACAGUACUACUACGUCCCGAGGUCCGGAGGUGAGAACUUAUCUUCUGGACAGAUCGACGCAUUCUUAAGAGGUCACGGAAUCCAAGUAUAGAUGUAUAUUUUUAACUAGUUAGUAGGCAACUGCCGGCCGACACGAGUCCUUCCGGCCAUAAAAAUAAUCAAGAUUUUUCGGUCGCAGUUGUGUUGAAUCUAGUUGGACUGUAAUGAGUGGCCGUGAGUGUACAUACGUCUAAUCAGUACCUUAAAAUAAUAAAAAUAGAGAUAAGAAUUGAAUACACUUUUGUACUGGAAUGUCCCCUACGUCAACUUAGGGUUGCCUGUAAAAAUAAUAAUUAUUUUGUAAUAUUUUGUUUUUAUAAUAAAUUAUACUUUUUUUAUAAUA
Leptidea sinapis is the source of this 1889-nucleotide messenger RNA. RefSeq lists its product as uncharacterized. Lineage: Eukaryota; Metazoa; Arthropoda; Insecta; Lepidoptera; Pieridae. Gene Ontology annotation, molecular function: structural constituent of chitin-based larval cuticle. Gene Ontology annotation, cellular component: chitin-based extracellular matrix. The record is from RefSeq and is a predicted model, not a curated record. The transcript has 4 exons. The coding region runs from base 72 to 1598 and encodes 508 amino acids.